AUGACUCAGGUACGCCGUUUCCAGCCAGUUUCAGCCCGUCUUGUGUGCCUGUAUCUUAUACUGACAUCUGCAGCGGCUGUUCAAGGCUGGCUUGACCAGCGUGGUCAUAAAGUCGGUGUUGUCAAGCACAUGAUGAAGUCCUCACCUGUGUACACGCUGAUGCGUGGGGCUAUUCUCGUGUGUGGCUGGGCAGUUGUGGUCUAUCUAUUCCGACGCGUCCUAGAAGCAGCCAAGAACUCGGAGCUGAAUUUGUACGAUCCGUUUGCAAUUCUUGGCAUCGCAGCUUCAGCAACGGAGCGCGAAAUUCGCCGUCGCUACCGCCGUUUGAGUCUAGAGUUUCAUCCUGACAAGGUCGGCAGUGUGUCAAACAAAACGAAGGAACAGAUCGAAUCGCACUACAUUGAGAUUACCAAAGCAUACAAAGCGCUUACAGAUGAGGUCACGCGUAAAAACUACGAGGAGUAUGGCCAUCCUGAUGGCCGACAAGAGAUGUCAAUGGGCAUUGCCCUGCCGACAUGGAUCGUCGACAGCAAGCACAAUGUGCCGGUUCUUCUCAUGUACGGACUGGUCUUUGGUGUAGGACUUCCCCUGCUCGUUGCUCGAUGGUGGUAUGGCACGCGUUCACGUACAAAGGAUGGUGUACUGAAUGCCACUGCGCUGUCGUUCUUCUUAAAGCUCAAGCCGGACGUCUCGGCGAAUGGCAUUCUUCUCAUGAUGGCUCAGUCAGAGGAACUUUCUCGCGAUCUGGUCGGCCGCUUGUCUGCGUCCGACAUGCCUGCUUAUGAACAACUCGAGAAAAAGACCAUCGAUGCGUAUCGUGAGCUACGUGGCUCAGACCUCGUGCCUGAGCACGUGCCUGUGAAUGUCCGACGUGCCUUGGUACUCUUUACUGCGUAUAUGUACCGCAUUGAAUCUGGCAAUCUGCAUAUUGAAACGAUCAAAUACGACAUUGGCUACUAUGCAGAGAAACUGCUCAGGAGCUUGAUGGCCAUGAGCACUGCGCACAGUCGUCUGAAUCAAACGAAUGUGAUUCGCGAUAUGCUUGCGCAUGUGGUUCAAGCUGUGCCUCUAGAUGGUGGACGUGUGUCGGAACUGCUUCAGCUCCCGCAUAUGACGCUGCACCUAGCAAAGAAGCUUUGCUCAAUAGAGCCUGUUGCCAAGUUGGGCUUGCAGGGUCUGUGGAAAGUGCCCGAAGCGGAACGUCACGCCUUGCUUGUGGGGGACAAAGACGGCAUGAGCGAGGAGCAGUACCGUACCUGCAUCCGUGCAGUGGGUGAAUGGCCGCGCAUUGAGCUGGUCGAUGCAUACUAUACAGUCAUUGGAGAGGAGCGCGUGAGUGCAGGGUCACUUAUGCACCUCGUGUUGAAGCUGCGUCUUUUGUCGAUGAAGCGUGAUGGAUCGAUUUUGCGGAAUGGGCGUCGGUUGGAUGCACGCGACAAACAUGAUGAUAACGUACGCUCCGGUUUGACGGAAACAGAGACUAUUAGUGAAGCUAAUGCAGGUCGUGAGCCGAUGGGCUAUGUGCAUGCACCGUACUUCAAGGAAGAACGUUCACCAGGUUGGUUCAUGCAGAUGGGCGAUCCCAAGUCGGACCACUUGAUCAUGUCACCGACACGGUUCGGUGAACUGGGUGUUUCGCAGCUACGUGUUGUCACAGCGCCCAUUGUGGCUCCACCGGAGCCGGGUAUCUACACAUUCCAAGUUGAAAUCAACUCCGACUCGUAUCUUGGAUCAAAAGCCGUAAAGGUUAUGAAAUUGAACGUGUCGGAGGCUGUAGCGCCCAAUGAGGACGAAGAAGAUGAAAUUUCUGACCCAGAAGAGGAUACCAUUGCUGGUCAGAUGGCGCUUAUGCGGGGUGAGCGUGUGAAGCGAUCGAAUGUUGUGUACCAAGAGGACGAUGACGAUGACGAUGAUGAUGAGGAGGAGGAGGACGACAACGACGACGAUGAUGAUGACAGCGAUGAAGAUGAAGAUGAUGACAAUGAUGACGAUGACAGUGAUCGCGAUGGGAAGAAGAAGGGACGGGCAACUCUGAGCAAGGAUAGUGACUCCGAUUCAGAUUAG
Molecule: messenger RNA, 2064 nt
Organism: Malassezia globosa CBS 7966
Lineage: Eukaryota; Fungi; Basidiomycota; Malasseziomycetes; Malasseziales; Malasseziaceae
Exons: 1
Coding region: 1-2064 (687 amino acids)
Biological process (GO): SRP-dependent cotranslational protein targeting to membrane; post-translational protein targeting to endoplasmic reticulum membrane
Cellular component (GO): Sec62/Sec63 complex
Molecular function (GO): transmembrane protein transporter activity; RNA binding
Source: RefSeq, a predicted model, not a curated record